Messenger RNA from Symbiodinium sp. CCMP2592, 1428 nucleotides. The record is from the annotation of a GenBank genome assembly. Lineage: Eukaryota; Dinophyceae; Suessiales; Symbiodiniaceae.
AUGCAGUCCAUACCCACAGAGUUUGAGGCAUGGAAUUGCGCCGGAUAUCUCAACCUCCGUGAUCAUCAGAUGUUGCUGUUCAUUCUGCACAAGCAGAACAUGACUGGGGAAAGCGGGAUUGCCAGUGGCACCAUAGCGACCACACUGUUGACCAGGGAUGCCUCCGAGCUACAACUGGAGAUGAGUGCUCACUCAUUCAAGGCCAAACUCCAGGUCGAGAUGAAGACACGUGGAGAACCCUCGCAACUCCGCAGGUCGAAUGCUGCAGGCAGCAGUGGGUAUGGGUAUGAGCCAGCUACCCCGACAGCUCCCGAUGAGGUUUCAGUCCUCAGUCCUGCUGUCCCAGAGCAGGCAUUGCACGAGGGGUUUGCAGCAGAGAGAGGGGAGUCCUCAGUCCCCGGUCCUGCUGUGGAGAAUGAUGCGCUGAUCGACUGGGAGUUGUUGCAGUACCAUUUGAGGACACACUUGGACAUUCCGGGGGUGUUCCGUUCAGAGCCCACAAUGCAGUUUUCCUGGCUGGGCCGCCGUGGUGGGUUGGACAUUGCAGCGACAGUCCUGCAGUCCUACAGUCCCUCCUCACUGCCCAAGAACAUGAAAGCAGAGAGCAUGCUGGAGUUCAUUCGGGUACCAGUCCAGAUGGACAAAAUGGCAGCCUGGUUGGAGGAAGCUUUGCUGCAUCGGAAUGAGGUCCCCUGCACCCCGGCCUUGCUGUACCACUACUGCCAGAAGGGCUUCGAGGGCUUCUCCCAGUGCCAGCAGGAGUACUUCUACCCUACGGGGUUGAGCUACAACUUGACCAAACACGUUUCCGAAAUCGUCAUGCUGAUGUGCGAUGCUCUCAUCUUGGCCCGCUGUUUCCCUACGUCUGUCGAAGACAGUCUGGCACCACCGUCGAGAAGAGAGACAGUCUCGCAGUUCUUGGACCAGUAUUUUGGAUAUGGCUGGGCGCGCUGGAGAUGUCCGUUUGACUACGUUCCUGACUACACUCGUGGUGAAUACAGCACAUCGGAGUUCGCAGUCCUGACUGCCCAGGUGGAUGACUUCCGAGUGGACGACUUCUUCGAUGUUGAUGAUCUUUGGUCAUGGUGGCUUCCGAUUAAUGGAACCUUCAUCUGGGCAAUGAGCCAGCAGAACGGCCGCUACGUUCAUAUCGGGGACAACUAUGUCUGGCAGCCCGCGGACAAUUUCAACCCAGAGUAUGCCGAGCGCGAAGUCCUGAAGCCGAAUUGGUGCAUACAGUCCAUUCCUGGAAUCCAGAAAUCCUACAUGCAAAUUGGGAAAUGGACUUGCAACCGCAUCGGUGUUGCCACCCCAGAGUUUCGAAAGCGCAAGAUCUUCAUUCUCGAGAUGACCCACGAACCAGGCCGGCACUCCCAGCGCAGGCCAUCUUUGACUUUGAUCAAAGCACCUUGGCUUGACAAAUUUUAA